Dentiscutata heterogama is the source of this 512-nucleotide messenger RNA. Lineage: Eukaryota; Fungi; Glomeromycota; Glomeromycetes; Diversisporales; Gigasporaceae. The record is from the annotation of a GenBank genome assembly.
GUUUCAAAAGAUCCCAUUUCUGAAAAUUUCGACAUAGACGAAUUCGCGAUUGAAAAUAUGAGUACGAAUGAAAAUGAACAAACUACAUCACAAAGUGUUAACACUAUGGGUUGCGACGAUGCCAUUGAAGUUAAUUCUGAAUUAAUUAUACCUCAAAAAGAUCAUGAUCCAAGUUUCGUUAUCACUCCUACUUUAAACUCGAUUCAAAUUGAUGCAGCAGAGGUACCAUUCACCAUCAGUGAAAAUAUCUGUUUUCACUUGUAUCAAUGUUAUUUGCACUCAAAGUUUUGUGACAUUGAACUUCAAGUACCUUACGUCCAAGAUAAUUCAAUCAAAGUUCAUGCAAUUAUUUUAUCUCGUUCUCAAUAUUUGAAGAAAUUAAUCGAGACCGAUGGACCUGUCAUCGUAAUGGACGUUGAUGAUCCCAAUAUGAACCAAGAAGCAUUGUACAUUUGUAUCGGUCAUCUCUAUACACCUCAUUAUAACUGUGUUAACACCGGAACAAUUAAUUU